UAUAGGUGGAGGUCAUGAUUUUUUAUGGAACAGGCAGCAUUUUCCUCUUGCUAUGGGAUAGAGAAACAAGCCAAUUAUGUGGGAAACAAGCUGAAAAAAUUUUGGAGGAAGAUGGUGGACAUGAGGAUGAAUACCUCCUACCCUAGACAACAUGAUGGAUAGGAGACUUUUAUUUAAGAUAAAUGUGAAAGCUGCUAAUAUCAGUGGCUAUGAUCAAGUGUUCACUGUGAUGAAGAUAUGUGACGAUGAAGAAGUUGUUGACAAAAACCUACCCAAGAAUUUCGAUGGGAAUUCAUUAGUGAAUGUGACGGAGAAUGGGUGUAGUAACUCACUUGAUAUGUUUGGGAACAUUACUAAUCUUAAUACUGACACUGACCCUGAUGCUCAAUAUACUAUGGAUGCUAGAGAAGAUUCCAUAACCAGUCUUAAGUGUAAAACCCCUGCUAAAAAAGUUACAAAUGGCUUCAGAUCUGGCUGUAGUAGUGCAAACCAGAAUAAAAACGAGGGACAACUCUCAACAAAUAAGUUUAGCUGAAAGAAUGCUAAGAAGCAAAAAUCUAUAAUGAUAGAUGGAGAAAAUUGAGUUUUUAAAUUUGUGUUUAAGCAUUGGCUUAAUAUUUAUGCUAUUUUAGUGGUCUUUUGUUUUAUUUGUGAGUAAGACUUCAGUAUGCUUUGUUAUUGGAGAAAGCAUGUACUCUUAUAACUAUGAGUUUCUCCAUUGUUUGUGAUGUUAUUUUGAUACCAAUUUUAUUUAAGCUUAUGAUAUAUGGUAGUCAACACAUAUUAUGGUCUAA
This is a messenger RNA of Arachis ipaensis, 794 nucleotides long. Lineage: Eukaryota; Viridiplantae; Streptophyta; Magnoliopsida; Fabales; Fabaceae. The record is from RefSeq and is a predicted model, not a curated record.